Macrosteles quadrilineatus (aster leafhopper) is the source of this 1715-nucleotide messenger RNA. RefSeq lists its product as uncharacterized. Gene Ontology annotation, biological process: neurogenesis. Lineage: Eukaryota; Metazoa; Arthropoda; Insecta; Hemiptera; Cicadellidae. The record is from RefSeq and is a predicted model, not a curated record. Gene Ontology annotation, molecular function: protein binding. The transcript is spliced from 6 exons. The coding region runs from base 169 to 1497 and encodes 442 amino acids. Gene Ontology annotation, cellular component: cytosol.
UGAACAUUCCUGUUCCGGUCCUGUCUCAUCCAUUCCUGAGCGUUUGGGCUUGAGGACGAUGGCUUAAAAUGACCUGCCUAUAGUUAUAAAAUCAGAAUCAGAAUAAUUUCUAAAGCAGAAGCAGCUCCAGUGAUUGUGGCAGCAGUUUUGUAUGUUUUGACUUUCAGAAUGGCUCAAGAACCCAACCUCUAUGUGGAGGUUGCCCUCACUGAUCCUGAUUACAUAGUCUACCUUUUUGACCCUAAAGAAGAAUACAAUUGUUACUUUAUAGUUGGAAACCCAGAAUUGGGACCUACAGAGAGGAUUGGUGUUGUGAAGAAAAUGUUAUUGGCUCACAGUAAAGUUUUAAGAUUAUUAUUGCAAGAUUCUAAGAUAGCUGAAAAGGGCGAUGUCAAGCUCCUUGAUGUGUUUCCUAGAACUUUCAAAAACUUUAUGAGAUUUGUUUAUGGCCAUGAUAUUACCCAGAUGUUGAGUUUUAAUGACGCAGAUAACCUGUUGUAUGUCGCUGACAAAUACAUGAUGCGUAAUUUGAAAAACAGAUUGGCAACUCGUCUAAUAUCUAUGUUGGACUACAAUAACAUUUGUAGUCUACUCAACAAUCCUGCUUGCUACAAUGAGUUGCAGCUGAAAUCUGCUAUCACUGAGAUUCUACAGACAGAGACAAACCAAGUGUUAACUAGUCCUUGCUUCCCUGAUCUCUCCCCAAAUGGUUUCUUAAAAAUUUUGGAACAGGAGAUUUGUAAUGUGGCUGAGAUUGAGCUCUGGAGGUCUGCCAUUGAUUGGGCCAAGAAUCGAGGAGGAUCAGAGGAUGGGAACGUUUUGAGAAGUGAACUGAAUGAGCACCUAAAACACAUUCGAGUUUGUUCUAUGUCUGAUGAAGAAAUAUUGACUGAAGUGCUAACCAAAGAAGUACUCACACGUAGAGAACUGAAAUUUAUUGGCGAAACUCGUAAAACAAGAAAAGCACAUCCUAACUUGAAAACGGUUUGCAACAAAGUAAUGAAAAGGGUUUGCCCUUUUGUUCAAUCAGAGUUGACUGAACUAUCUCUACGCUGCGGAAGUGCCCAUGGAAACAGUUCAGACUCAAAAUUCAAACUCAGAAUUGAGAAAGCGGGAAUAGAACUGUGCUCUGUAGAACUUGACAGUUCAGAGAUGGAAGCUCAUCAGUGCAAAUGCACUAUAUCUGUGAGACGAGAGGGUGAACCACCAGAUAUUGUUGAAUUUCAAGGACAGCUCAACAAAGAUUCCUCUUGCCUUGUUCCACUCCUUAUAGAGAACGAGUAUGUCCGGUUGCUGCCAAACUCCAACUAUUUGAUCAACUUUAAAUUGUCAUGCUCUUCCACUCAUGUAGCAAUGCAUCCAUCUUUUGGCUUUUCCCUUUGGGUGACAGGAGACCACUUUACAGUCAAUUUUGAAUCAAAUUCUGAAGGAAAUAAAGUGGUUCAUGUUAAGAAAAUCUGGUACAAAACACUGACUCAGAGAGUGGAAACUGUUUAGACUGCUAUUGGGAACAUGUGGUCUAGCAUUUCAAACAAAACUCCAAGAUAAAAGUAAGCCUAAAGAAUAAGUGAUGUACCAGUGAAUUUGUUUCAUCUGUCUUACAUCAGAUGAAACAUCUCCUGAUCAAAUAUUUUUGAAUUUUAAUUAAGUAGCUUUGGUGCAGAUGAGAUAACCAUUAACAAAAUUUAUUGAUGGUAAAAUAAGAAAAGAAAAAC